This is a messenger RNA of Durio zibethinus, 2325 nucleotides long. The record is from RefSeq and is a predicted model, not a curated record. Lineage: Eukaryota; Viridiplantae; Streptophyta; Magnoliopsida; Malvales; Malvaceae.
AAAAGAAAAAGGUCAGACUUUAAUCACGUUGCGGUAACCAAAUAUCCAGCUUUUUAUUAAAAAAAUAAAGUACUGAUUUUUCUUCCCUAACUCUUUUUACGUUUCUAAUCUAUUUUUUAAAUCCUCUCUAUCCUACUAUAUGCCAAUUCCAACGAGUAGUCGGCAUUUCUUCCUACGAAAGUAACAUGUGUUUUUGGUGCAUUCGCUUCCGUCCCCUAAGCAGUGACUACAAAAAUUACAACGGUUUUCGAGCAGACGCGCUCCAAUUGAUGCUUCGCUUCUCAAAUGAGAACGCCGGAAUGGUGUUUUUGGUGGAUUCGCUUCCUUUCCUUAAGGAGCAAGUAUAAACAUUACCACGGUUUUCGAGCAGACGCGCUUUAAUUAAUGCUUUGCGUCUCAAGUGCCUGAAUUCAACAUCACAGCAGCUUCUUCGAGUGACGAUUGGUCUUCAUAUAUUUUUUCCCAUUUCAACCUAUCUUUUUCUCUAGUUUGAUAAUUUGAUUUGACUGUAAUCGACUCUCAGCUUUCCCGAACUCUAUUCCCCGUAAAUCGAAAAAACCCACUUAAAAAAUGUCGGUAAAAGGAAAUUUCCAAGACUAAGAGAACAUCAGAAGGAGAAGCUGAAGAGAUGGGUAAUUGGGAAGUUUUUCUCGAGCUCUUAGCAAAUGUCUUCACUGUUCUCUGUUGGCCUUCGUUCACUUUAAUUUAUCCCGUGUACGUAGUUUUCAUCUUAACUUUCUCAUUACAUUUUGAUGUAUGUUUCAAUUCGGAUAUUAGAGACUAAUUCUUGCUUCAGAAAUCAGCAAUGUCUGACAUACUGGGUUCUGUUUGCUUUGAUUGCAAUGGUGGAGCUGACGCUUGGGAAGGUUUUGAAGUGGUUUCCUUUCUGGCCUUAUGCAAAGGGUGUUGCUACCAUACUGCUGGUCACACCCUACUUUGGCGGUGCUUCGUAUGUCUUCAAGCAUUUAAUCAGGCCUUAUUAUAUAGAGAAAUUAUGGAAUUUCCUGCUCUUGCCAAAGACGAAGGGCGUUGUAUCGGAAGCACAGAAUGGCAUCGUUUAUAAUGCUGAUACAAACAGACUCAAGAAUGGGCCAAAAUUGGAGAAAGUUACCACUGGCCAGGGAAAUUUUGAUCUCAGUUCUGACAGUACAGAGGUGAAUCUUACUUGGUCAACCCAUCCAAAGAGAGUUCAAAGGGAAUGGAGCUGUGUACUUUGUCUGAUAAAUACUUCAAGUGAAAAAUGUUUAAAGAAACACCUUCGAGGGAAGAAACACAAGACCAAGGAGGAUGAACUCAGAUUAGAUGACCUGCCAUUCAGGGACACUUGUAAGUUAUCUUCAGUGCCAAAGAAAGCUGAGAGGGUUGUUUUUCUCAGAAACCUGAACAUUGAGGGAUGGAGUGACCUUUUAAAUCCUGUCACCAGGUCAAUUAGAUGGUGUAAAUGGCAGAAGCCAGAGAUAGGAUGCAUAAAAUUAAAUACAGAUGGAUCUGUAGAUCCUGAAAAUUCGGGUUUUGGUGGUUUGUUUCGUGAUUACAAGGGUGACCCUUUAUGUGCUUUUGUCUCUAAAGCUCCUCAAGAUGAUAUAUUCUUGGUUGAACUAUGGGCUAUAUGGAGGGGUCUUGUUCUUGCUUUAGGUUUAGGUAUUAAAGUAAUAUGGGUUGAAUCUGAUUCAAUGAGUGUUGUGAAAACCAUUAAUCGAGAGCAGCAGUAUGGUGCAAAGAGUAGUCGCUGUUUGAAGCAAAUCUGGAAACUUCUAACCAAGUUUGAGAAUCAUCGGGUUACUCACUCAUGGCGUGAGAGUAAUAAAGCAGCUGAUCAUCUUUCAAAGAUGGUUCUUAGGGAAAGUGAUGUAGUCUUGUGGCCUGUUGACUUUCCUGAUAGCCUUAACAACAUUAUCAAGGAUGAUGCGCUAGGGAAGAUUUACUUUAGACGUUAAAUUGUGACUCUGACUUUAUAACCAAAAGAAGUGGAAAAGAUGAUUGAGGCUGUUCAGCUGUGCUGUAGGGAUAGAAAUUAUAUAACACAUGGUGUUGCAAAUGAUCUCUCAAUUGGGUUUCGGUCUGCAUUUGGAUUAAAGGGUUUAAACCCUGUCGAGUUUCUAAACUUCAGGACCUUUACCAUGUGAGAUGACUGCCUGCUUCCAGGUUGCCUGUGGCAAGUUGUGAUCAAGAACCAAGAAAUCUUGAACAUUUCAAUCAUAGACGGUACGGUUCCUAUCUGAAUUAUUAUCACGUAAAUAACAGUUGGACCUAAGUUUUUUGGAUUCGACUAUUUUCUUUUUUUUUUUUUUUCAUGUAAUAAGACAGAUUCAAGUACUUCAAAAC